Habropoda laboriosa is the source of this 1314-nucleotide messenger RNA. Its product is annotated as zinc finger protein 100-like. The transcript has 5 exons. Bases 1 to 1314 code for a protein of 437 amino acids. Gene Ontology annotation, cellular component: nucleus. Lineage: Eukaryota; Metazoa; Arthropoda; Insecta; Hymenoptera; Apidae. Gene Ontology annotation, molecular function: DNA-binding transcription factor activity, RNA polymerase II-specific; RNA polymerase II cis-regulatory region sequence-specific DNA binding. Gene Ontology annotation, biological process: central nervous system development; regulation of transcription by RNA polymerase II. The record is from RefSeq and is a predicted model, not a curated record.
AUGCCGGAGGACAGGGAUUCCGCGACCCAGAGCUGCUAUCAGACCGAGAAGGAUAACGCGGAAAACGAAGGGAACGGCGAGGUGAAGAUAAUAGGAACGCAGAAGCGUUGCGAACGGUGCAAAGAAGUGAAAAUCAAGACCGAGGUGCUGGACGAGAUAGAGAACUUCUCGGCCAACGACGAGCUGGAUGUCGAACUCUGUUACGAGCAGGAGUUGGAGAAGGAGAGACAUGCUCGCCAGGAUGAUUUUUCUGUGUACGAGAAAUGCAGGGGAAGGAUUUUCACUUUGGGUAUCAGAGACGUUACCUUGGACGCUUACGCAGAUUUCAAGGAGUACAUGGAAGCUUUGGCGAGUGGGAGAAGCUUGAUAUGCAGCGUGUGCAGGACAGAGUUCCCUGAUGAAGCGGAGUUCAAGACGCAUAUGGUCGGGCACAGCUAUGGGAAGCUGUUUCAGUGUGGGCUUUGUGGAAAACAAUUUUCACGAUCGUCAGCGUUGAAGGAUCACCUGAGGCUCCACGAGUCCUUCAAAGCGUUCAUAUGCAGGCACUGCAGCCUUCGAUUUCAGCAGAGGGACCAGCUGAGGACGCACCAGGCGGAGGCGCACUCGUAUCGCAGAUCGUACGAGUGCGGCGUGUGCAAGAAGAAGCUGCUCCAUCGACAGUCGUUGCGUGAUCACAAGCUGAUGCACACGAACGUGAAACCCUUCGAGUGCUCCGUCUGCAAGAAGAGGUUCCUCAGACCGAGCAGCCUCAGGGCUCACAUGAUCGUUCACACCGCGGAUUCCCCGUUCGAGUGUGAUCUUUGUCCCGCCAAGUUCAAGAGGUCCUCCGUCCUCAAGACUCACAAGCUCACGCAUACCGGGGUUAGAAGGUUCGAGUGCGACAUCUGCAAGCACCGGUUCCACCUCAAGGGAGCUCUGAAGCACCAUAUUCUGUCGCAUUACGGAGUGAGGCCGUACAAGUGCGAGGACUGCGGAAAAUGUUACAGGAGGUCCUGGGGCCUGAAGGUGCACAGGUACCGUCACACAGGUGUGAAACAGUUCGAGUGCGACCUGUGUAAGUCUCGGUUCAGCGUGAAAACGAAGCUUGCCAAGCACAUUUACGGGCACACCGGGGAGAAACCGUACAAGUGCGAUUUUUGUGCUCGCCAAUAUGGCGAACGGUACCAGCUGAAGGCACACAAAUGCGUUCCAUCAAUCGGGAACCAAUCGAAAAUGAAAAUCGACCGACCCUUUCCCGAUUCAGUCACGCAGAUCGUCCUCUUGCGUCCUAAAUCUACGAACAGCUUCUUAGAUUCGGAUAUGAAAAAUCGGUGA